Durusdinium trenchii is the source of this 1826-nucleotide messenger RNA. The record is from the annotation of a GenBank genome assembly. NCBI's taxonomy places the organism in Eukaryota, Dinophyceae, Suessiales, Symbiodiniaceae.
CAAAGAUAUGUUCUUGCUUUGGUGUUUCCAUCUCGUGCAUGUCCAUCUCAUGCGUGUUUAUGCAGGGGACUCUUCAAUGACGUUUCCCCUGCCAUUCUUGAACAAAUUCCUUCCACCCUUACGACGCGGCUCCAAGUUCUCUCUCCACUUCUCCGCGACGUCCACCGCGGAUCUUCGGUGUUUCGGGCCGCACGAUCUUCGACCCCAUCGGCCACCACACCAACCCUCCGACCCCAUCGGCCGGCUCGGCUCCAGCGGCAACUCGCCGAACACGAACCACGGAUGGCUCCCCGCGAAGUGACACAUGGUCAAGCGUGAGAGCCCAUGGUCUUUGGCUUAAAGCUAGGUCUGCCGAAAGCCACCAAGGCAACAGAGUCUCCAGAGAAAUCCUCUUCAAAGGCGGAGAGUAGCGCGCGCAGCGGCUCCAAAGGAGCAGGACCUGAGGGACGAGGUGGAGGAAAGGGUGCACUCACCGUCAAUGAGUUCGUGGCGCGGACGAAGCGCUACCGGGAGCGAGGGCUCGAACCCACCAAGCCGGAGCUCAUCGCCUACGCCAGGUACUUGGGCAUCGAUCCCAUCACCGAUGGCGACCUCAUGUGGAUCGCCGACGAGGCCUUGGCGGCUCCUCUACCGUCCGAGUGGACGGAGCACCACGAUAGUGCGGAUCGGGUCUUUUACUACAACGUGCAGAGCCAUGCAAGUAGCUGGACCCACCCCUUGGAGCAGUUGCAUCGGGAUACGUACAAGUCCAUCGUGCACUUCCGAAGCGGCGACUUGUCCAAGGAGGACCAGAUCGUAGAGUUGGAGCGCUCGAAGCGGAAGUGCGAUGAGAGCGAGCGGGAAUCCAUCAAGGAGUUGCAGGCAUGGUCGGAGCACACCGAUGAGGGAGGUCAGCGGUUCUUUUACAACCGCGACAAGCAGGUGAGUGUGUGGACCGACCCCCGCCCUGCGCGGUGCCACUCGCUGUACCUUCAGAUGAAGGCACUCCGUGACAUGAGCAAGCACUGCGGUCAGGCGGUCGCGGGUUUGGGCGCCAUGGACGACCCACGGAGAGAUAAGCUACGCAUCCAACAGAUGUUGGCGAUUGGCACCUCAGACCCUCUGGGCAAGUCUCUGAGAGAAAAGAAAGAGGAUCGCUCCAACGCGGAGGCUUCCAACGAAGGCGGAGGCCGCAGGGAUGAUGAAAAGAAAAAGAAGAAAAAGAAGAAGAAAGAUCCGGGCAAUGAGGAACCCAUCGACCUCACCGAAGAAGAUCCCGCGGAAGGGCCAGAGAGCGCCCGCCCCAGCGGCGAACUCAAGAAGCCUUCGUCGCUCUCGGCGGUGGAUGAGGUCCGGCAAGGUUUGGGGCUUCAGCCUGCCAGCAGUAGUGGCGGCGGGGGCGGCCUGCCCAGCCUGGAUCGCUCGGCCUUUGGAGCCUCGCGCUUGCCGACCCCACCAGGGGAUGGCCUGAGCUCGGUGGGGCGGCAGAAGGUGAGGGCUGGGAUUCGCUUGGAGCCCAUCAAAGGGUGACACCAUCAGUUUGCUCGGGGCCUGGUGCCUACGAUCGAGCUUUUCAUAUUUCGGGCGACACAUUUUGCCCGAGCAACUUGAACCCAGUGGUGACUCUGCUGUGGGUUCCAGACACAAAAUCGAUGGCUCCUUAAGGGAGCGUCUCCGUCUUGACCGAAGUUGCCGAUGUUUCUAUUUGGUUUCAGGAGCCGGGAGGAUUCGACGCCCUCAUGGGUUGAAUUCUGACCAUCUUGCCGACGUGGCGAAUUUGGGGCAACCAACCGCCGCAUUGGAAGCACCGCCUUUCGCCGGUGCGAAUGCCGCUUGACCGUUGCAUG